AAGUAUUUAAGGGGUUUAGUUUAAUUUUAGAGUUAGUUAUGGUGGUCCUUCUUGGCCUAACGGGAGGCAUUGCUUCGGGAAAAUCUACUGUUUCUACUAUUUUUACGUCUUUGGGAAGUAAAGGCACCAUCGGUGUGGUAGACGCGGAUAAGAUUUCAGCAGAUGUGCUAAAACCAAAUACUUCCACUUGGAAAAAGGUCGUUGCAAUUUUUGGAGAGGAAUUUCUAAAAAAGGAUAAAAGUUUGGAUAGAGUAAAACUCGGGAAAGUGAUUUUUUCCGACAAAUCUAAAAGAAUUGAGCUUAAUAAAAUUGUGCACACCGCGAUAUUGAAGGAAAUGUUGUUGGCGGCCGUUAAGUUGUAUUUUUCUGGUGCUCGUGUGAUUAUAUUUGACGUUCCAUUACUAUUUGAAACGAAUUUUUAUAAGAUUACUUCUCCAAAUGUUGUUGUUUACUGUUCCGAAAGCAAACAAAUUCAGAGGCUCAUGGCGAGAAGUAAGCUUUCAGUCCAAGACGCUAAAAACCGUAUAAAAUCACAAAUGUCUUUUAAGGAAAAGCGAAAGCUAGCGGACUAUAUUAUCAACAAUGAUGGAAAUCUAAAAUACUUAGAAAAAGAAGUCAAUAAACUUUUUAAUAAAUAUUAUCCGGACUUUUGGAAAGGCCAUAGAGAAAAAAUUAUCGUUAUAACGGCUUUGCUUUCAAUUGCCUCUAUUCUAGCGGUGAACAUGGGUUUUUAA
Molecule: messenger RNA, 734 nt
Organism: Zophobas morio
Lineage: Eukaryota; Metazoa; Arthropoda; Insecta; Coleoptera; Tenebrionidae
Product: dephospho-CoA kinase
Exons: 9
Coding region: 39-734 (231 amino acids)
Biological process (GO): coenzyme A biosynthetic process
Molecular function (GO): dephospho-CoA kinase activity; ATP binding
Source: RefSeq, a predicted model, not a curated record